Paramuricea clavata is the source of this 10863-nucleotide messenger RNA. NCBI's taxonomy places the organism in Eukaryota, Metazoa, Cnidaria, Anthozoa, Malacalcyonacea, Plexauridae. The record is from the annotation of a GenBank genome assembly.
AUGGACGGAAUCGUUGCUAUGAUGGUAGUGAUGAAUGGAACUGUGGUAUGUAUUCAUACUAACAUUUGAAAAAGAUCCUCCUGAAUAUUCUCUCAUAAAUUCUAAAUUAACAACUUUUUCCAGAUGGCAUUUAAUGUACCUGUAUGCUUAAUUAAAUGAGGAUUGUGGCCAUCCAUAUCUCAGUAACCACGGAUUGAAUUAAUAUAUAUUCGAUUGAACAGGGCCUGCGGCCCCUGUUAAUUCAAAUGAUAGCUAGCAUAAACCAUGAGAACAUGUAACGUAUUAUUUUAUGAUUUUUUUAGGAUAUUCUUCUAUUAGUUCUAUAAAACCUUCUUCUACUGCCAAUGUACAAGGUGAAUAAAAUAUUUGUAUGUGUUUGUUGUAUGCCUAUAAGUGCUUAACUAAGCAAGAGUGUGAACAAAUAUUUAGAAUGAAUAGUAGAGGAUUUACUGCAUCUCUUUACUCUUUACUCUUUACUCUUUACUUUGUAUUAGACUAUAGCUUCUAACGGACAAACGCGAAAUAAUAAUUAAAAGGUUUUCUAUUUAAGGAAGGAGUAAACGUUUCUCUCAAUAUAGUUUCAUCAUCAUCACAGAGUCCUUGUCAAUAUUAUGAAUUCAGAUGUAACAAUGGUUACCAAUGUGUGCAUCAGUAUUAUGUUUGUGAUGGACGGAAUCGUUGCUAUGAUGGUAGUGAUGAAUGGAACUGUGGUAUGUAUUCAUACUAACAUUUGAAAAAGAUUCUCCUGAAUAUUUUCUCACAAAUUCUAAAUUAACAACUUUCUCCACGUGGCAUUAUUAGCCUGUACAGUACAUGUAUAUGGGUCAUGAGGAUCGGAGUCGUCCAUCUCUCAGUGACCAUGCAUAAAAUUCAUAAAUAUUCGAUCAAACAGGGCCAGAGCAAUUGACUUUUUAAUAGUUGGGAUCUUGUUGAUUUAAACAGUAGCAUAAACUAUGAAUAUAUAACGUAUUAUUUAAUGAUUUUUCAGGAUAUUCUUCUAUAAGUCCUUCUUCUACUGUAAGUAUACAAGGUAAAUAAAAUAUUUGUAUAUGUUUGUUGUUUACUUCAUUUUGCAAGACCGUGAAGGAAUAUUUAGAAUGAAUAUAGUAGAGGAUUUACUGUGUAUUAGACUAACGACAGACUAGUGAAUUAUAGCUUCUAAUGGACAAACACGAAAUAAUAAUUUGAAGGUUAAGAAAGAAGUAAACUUUUCUCUCAAUAUAGUUUCAUCAUCAUCACAGAGUGCUUGUCAGUAUUAUGAAUUCAGAUGUAACAAUGGUUACCAAUGUGUGCAUCAGUAUUAUGUAUGUGAUGGACGGACUCAUUGCUAUGAUGGCAGUGAUGAAUGGUAUUGGAACUGUGGUAUGUAUUUACGAUAUAAUUUUGAACGAAAAAACAUGUGAGCAUAAAAUGUGGUUUGUCUGUGUAGAAUGGAAUGAAAUGGAAUGUGUGAUGGGCAGCCUAGGCCCAGUCGUUCUGAAGCAAGCGCGAGAAAAAAGUGGAUGUAGUACGAGACUGGAACCUAGGUGUGACGUCACCGCCCGUGGUGCUUCAGAACGCCUAGCAGAUUUCAGUAUUUUUAAUAUGGCGGAAAAUUUAUAGAUACAAGUAACCUUUUAAUUAUAAAUACGACAAUGUUCGUUCAUCAUGUACAUGUUCGAUGUCUACAUAACCAAAUCAAACUGUAUUAAAAAUGUGCUCAACUAAAAAAAUUUAUAUACAAAUUUACGAUACCGAUUUGAGCAAUCGUUGAUGUUAUUUAUGUACUCGCAAGUUGUGAUCAACACUAGACCAUACUGGUAUACACAACUACGCUUUCUACUUGACAGGUUUAAAUUGCUGAGGAGAUUCGAAAUAUUUGCCUGACAUGACGGUGUUGUCAAAACAUUCUUAGCCGGAGAUUCGGCAUAAUUUUCAAGCUUCUAGAUAGCAUUUAAUAUGGCUAUACAUUUUAGUAAACACGAGUCAUAUUUAAUUUAAUUCAUUGUUCCGACAGCAUUAAAUAAAAAAAUAGAAAAUAUUAUUAUUCUUAUUAUUAGAGCAAAACUAAUGACUUAAUUUUAAAUGCAAAGGAAAUUUACAUAACAUUUUCCAUUUACAAAUGAGGUAUGCUUGGUAACCAGGCCAGGGACCACUUUUUUGAAAUCAGGGACCAUUUUACCGAAAUCUGCUAGGCUCUCUCGCUGAAGCGUUCCGCACAGCACACCCAGGCAUAAAACUUUUAAGACUUAUUUAAAUAUAUCAAAGCAGCGAAUAGAGAGAGAGCCUGGGACUAGGCUGUGUGAUGGGUUAUAGUUAGGGUUAUAACUGUCUUCCCGAAAAUGCUCCCAUAUGCUUGCUAUUCCGCACGUUCAUUCCGCCUUUUGCAAUUACCGCAGAGAAACUUACUCAUUUAACACAAAAGAUAUUUUAAAAAUUAAUUGAUUUAUUCUUAUAGCAAGUCAAACUAGUACAUCAAUUCAACCUUCGUCAACAGGUGAGUGUAAUGUAUAAAAAUCUUUUAAUUAAUUUCUUGUGUGGUAUUUGAUGAACUUUGUCGUUGUCUUCGCGCCGUUCUCUUGUUUGCUUGUACUGUAAACCUAUUGUUGUAAAGUAAGACAUUCUGGCUCUUCCACAGUAUUCAGAUCUUCUCUUACAAAAUCCAUCUGUUCGUCAAUUAUCCCGUUUACUUUCUUGCUUUAUAAUGUUUCCGAACGUCCCUCUUUCGUCCUGUCUAAUUGCACUGAAAUCGACCGCUUAGAUUCUUAAUUCCUAUCAUGUUCUCUCCCUUGACGUAUCAUUUGUCAGUUCCUUGAUUUGUCAGUUCCUUGAUUUGUCAGUUCCUUCGUUUACGCAUGUGGUCCAUCUUCUUCUUCAGUUUACACCGUCGCCUGUCUCCAUCUGAAUCUCCAAAUCCAAAUUUCCAGUCUCGCUCAUCUGUCCGUAAUACGUAUCCAUACUUUCUUUAAUGUCAAUGUCAAUGUCAAUGUCAAUGUCAAUGUCAAUGUCAAUGUCAAUGUCAAUGUCAAUGUCAAUGUCAAUGACCUUCCCUGCAAUAUCUUUUCCUAAACCUAUCUUUUGAUCUCUUCAUUCCAUAACGAUCUCUGACCAGCUUCUUUUUAUCUCUUCGUAUAAUGUGCCUAUGCUAUCGCAUCCUUGACUUUCUCUGCAAUGCCUACCACUCCACAUGUCAGUCUAAUCUCUUCACUCUCACAUCUUGUUCUUCCGCAAAAUUUCUAAGAUCCAUUUCAAAACUUGCAUCCCAGUCUUCUCAUUAGAUCUUCUUUGUUUUACCAGUGGCGUGCUGGGUACUAUUUUUCUGGGGGGGCCAGUGGGCUGUCAACAAAUAUGCGCCCCUAUGUUUCGCUUGAUAAACGAGGGCCGAAGGCACGAGCCGAGCGCCGUAGGUGCGAGGUUUGUCUAGGGGGGUCCGGGGGCAUCCCUCCGGGAAAAUUUUUGAAUUUAGAGUCUCUGAAAUGCCAUUUCCUGGACUUUGGGGGGACGAUUUGACAGAAAUCUGAUGGUCAGGAAACGGCACUAUAACGUGUCGAAAUUUGCAAUUUGUUUGAAUUUAUUAGUAGUAGUACUUAUAUCAUGCAAUGCUAACAACUUCCAGCGAUUAAUCUAAUCCCAAUUCUAUUCUUUACUGAUCUGGUCAUCUGAAUACAUUUACAACAUACAGCUCUUUUAUACAAUAGCACACGGACCCCACGCAUAUGCAUUUUAAGGUUUCCCUGCCUGGCUGCCAAAAGGGCGCGUUUCAGCUUAUUUCAUUACUCACAUUACUCAUGAUGUUUCUAGCGCAAACAACUAAAUUGCGUACACAACUUUACAUUAUCAUAACUUAAACUAUCUAAUUUGCGCCGCUCUCGCGAUUAGUGAAGCAUAAUAAAGGUUAUAAUACCAGCAAAAAAGGGCAUGAUUCCCGUGAUCGCUUCGAAACCUGACCAAUAUUCCGGUGAGGAGACAUUGCGUGUGAUCACAGUUCAUGUUUCUAUAUGAACGAUUUCGUGUGAGCCGUGAGGUAUAGCAAAUUAGCAAAUACGGUUAGACAAAAUAGUCUGCAUGUAUAGUAUAAUUUAAUAUAUCACUUUGUCGCCUAUGCGCUUAGUCUGUUUAUAAGCCUAUAAACACAUCUUUUCUCGGCGCCGAAAGUAACUAUAUUUUUUCGAAUGCGUUUUUUCCCACCCACUUUCAAAAGUCGGCGCGGGAUCGGCGCCCCCUUUUCAUUUUUGCGCCCUGCAAGAAUUGCCAGCUGGGGGGGCCGUGGCCCCCCGGCCCCCCCCCCCUGCCAGCACGCCACUGUGUUUUACAAUAUCAUCCAGUAUUCAGAUUUGUCACACAAUUAUUGCUUUUCAGCUUUGACAGUUAGAAAUUGUCAAAAUUAUCAGCUCAUUCUUAACAAAUGAUGAAAUUAUCUUGUACAAACCCCAGCUUGAAUUCAUGUUGUACCUUAAUUUCCACGUGCAUGCAUGUUUUCCUUUAUAGCACAAUCUUGGGCGGUGACACCAUCAAGACAGUAUUGCUACCACUGGGAGUUCCAAUGUAGAAAUGGUCAAUGUAUUAAUCGACACUAUUUGUGUAAUGGUGGCUAUGACUGUUAUGAUGGAAGUGACGAAGACUGGCUUAACUGUCCAAGAAAAAGUUUGUUUUUAUCCCUUUGGCGUUUUUGUGCCAUUUAACUGUCGUUGGCUGCUCCAGGGUUUUAGCCAGAGCGUCAAAACUGGCCGUCUAAAGCCCAUUUUUGUGGACUGGUCAAGUGUCAUAUACUUCAGCGUCUUUUCGACAAACCCUAUCGAAAUAUUAUACAAUAAAUAAAUUAAACAGCAACCGACAACUUUUGAAAUACUCACGAAAUAUCCCUAUUGAAUAAUAAUAUUGAGAAUUGCUCUUUAAAGAAAAAAAUUAUUAGCCGGAAGUAUAUCAUAAUUUGAUAUAUCUAAUAUUCUAUUGUUGAAUUCGCCUUUAUUUCGUUCUCUUCAAGCUUUUCCCGAAAAUUUAUAUUCUCGGAUCAUGAAAUUUGACUGCUUCGGCAGCCGUAUUUAUAUUAGCCGGACGAAUUAAACGUCUUGUGCUAAGUGCGAAUAAUAUAUAAAUACGAAAGGAACUAGUAUAGAAUGAAACCAAGAAAAUAUAAAAUGUUUUAAUUUGACAACUAUUUGUACAGUUUCCUUGCUAACUGCGUCCAAGUUUAUAGUCGUCUCGUAUUUACAAUAUACUAAACGAAUUAAACGUCUAAGACGAUUAAGUCACCUGUUUAUGUGCGUCGUUUGGACGCACUUGACAGGCGACGUUAUUUUUUAUUCGUCCGUCUUAUAUUAGACGACUUUAACUUCUCAGACGCGGUUAAGUCGUCUCAGACAUUAAAGCCGUCUUCUAAUAUAAAUACGAUGGUGGCAGUACACUAUAAUAUCCAUUACAUAACCUUCACUAUAUUGGUGCGCGAAAUAUGCAUGAACGAGUACCAAAAAUUGUAUGUAGUGGUGUUUUAUUAGGUGGCAAACAUAUUAAUUAAAGAUUUUCUUCGAUAUUUGUAUAUAUCUUAUAAAUGAACAUAUAUGGAAGAAACGAGCCUCGAACCGAGUUUACCGUAGAUUGGAUUAACAAACCAUGCAUGGUCACAGGUUUGAUUCACUCACCGCGGUUGAGCCAUUUUUGAGCUUACCGAGUGUGGUGGAACUCAUGACAGCAUCAUCUAAAAUAAUAUUUUUGUUAUUUGCAGCUAAUUUGACCAUAUGCCAGCAGAAAUUAGAUCUUGGUUUUAUAUUGGACAACUCUGGCAGUGUUGGACAACGUAACUUUGAACGAAUGAAAUCAUUUGUUAAAGAUCUUACAGACUUCUACAAGCUAGGCCCAGAAGAGACACGAGUUUCGGUAAUGUCAUAUUCACACUCCGCAAACAUUCAUAUUGCGUUCUCGGCAUAUUUUUCGGAUAAAACGCGAUUUGAUUCGGCCGUGGAUAGAAUUUCGUAUACUGGUGGAGGGACUGCAACGGCAAUGGCUUUAAACAAGGCAUACAACUAUAUGUUUACAUCACAUUAUGGAGCGAGAGGUUCAGGUAAGGAUCUUGCCUGCUUGGCUGACGGCGGGUCACUCGAAAAGCAGGCGAGGCUAAGGAAAUGAAAGUGUUUUGCCCACUGAUUAAAUAGUGUCUCGCAAGUAGGCCGCCUGCCACGUGGACAAGUAAGGAUCUGGUCAUACAAGUAUGCCCGGGCAAAGCCUUAUUUUAGCUAUAUAAGUUUCGUUUACGGUAAACGUGCUUCAAACGUCAGUGUGUUCUAGCCUUUUCCACAGGCAUCUCCAUGGUUUUAGCCUGAAAUCCCACGGGUGGGAUGCCUGCAGAGGAAGCUAAGCGUGUUGUUUAUUAGGUAUUUACACCCUGUGUAAAAGUGCGUAGUUCAAAAUGUGUUCCAUUUUUUAGAGUUCAAGAAAGUUUUGGUUAUCCUAACAGACGGACGCAGUAACACAGGACAGGUCAGCGGACCAGCUCGAAAAUUGAAGAACUCUGGUGUUGUGAUAUUCAGUGUGGGCAUUGGACAAAGUAUAUCCAUGCAGGAAUUGCGAGUUAUGGCUUCGGAUCCAGUUAAUCAGCGUGUUAUUACAUUGGACAACUUCUCUCAGCUAGACAGGCUUGCUGAGCAAAUGUCUUCUCAGACUUGUAAUGGUAGGUUGUAUGCAUGGUGGCAAUGAUGGUGGUGAUGAUGAUGAUGAUGGUGAUGACGAUGAUGGUGAUGAUGGUGUGGUAAGUGGUGACAAUGACGGAGAUAGCAAUGGUGGGUGAUUAUGAUGGUGAUGGUAGUGACGAGCAUGAUGCUGAUAAUGGUGAUAAUGCUGGUUACUGUUUCGUGGUGGUUGCGAUCGAGAUUAUGGUGGUGCAUGUCGAUGUUGGCAAUGGUGAUAAUGGUGGUGAUGAUGGUGGUAACGAUGAUGGUGGUAACGAUGAUGGUGGUGACAAUGUGGUUAUAGUAAUGGUGGAUGAUGGUGAUGAAAAUACUGAAAAAACUUGUUUUGUUUUUAGCAUCCAAUUUCCACGUGUUCUGCGACAAUGACCACAUGACAGCUGUAUUCGACCGAGCAGAUCUUCCAAAACACGUUAACAUUGACCAUCUGUAUCUCCGAGACCGAUACUGUAAGGCUGAUUGGAACUCGACUCAUGUGAUUGUAAAAACUUUGCUGACUGGCUGUGGAACUGUCUUCUCGAAAAACGAUCAAACUCUCUUCUUUAGCAACGCUCUUUCUGAAGAAAGUGGCAGCAGCGGACAUGGCGUCAUUACCAGAGAUUAUUUGUUCAAAGCAAACUUGACCUGUGCUUAUCCUCGAAAACGUACGGUGGGAUCUUUCAGUUUUGCUCCGGCGAAACAGAGAGUGUUUGUGAAUGUGGGUAAGUGUGUUAAUUUAAUAAUAGUAUCAUAAUCGUACAGUGUGUGAGAACAUGUGCCUUUCACAUCAAAAUUCGAUUCCUAGAAUGUGGAGUUGUCAGAGUAUAAUUUCGCCUCAGUCGAUUGUGAGAUGAGGCCUUUAGUUUGACUUUACCAAACAUCGCAGGUUUUCUUCGGGUAGUCCAGUUUCCUCCAGUAGGAACACCAGAUCAAUACGGAAUCUCCUUUCGUGGACCCCUAGGUAGAACAAUUUAGAAGUAUCGUAUAUAAAUGAAGUUAGUUCAGAACUUCGGGUUUCCUUUUGCAGUAAAGUGGCCGUUACUGAACCUCUACAAAGAACAGCUUAGAUAACUGAUAGAUUUAGUCUAUUUUAUCACAAGAUUGACAGCAUCAGGCUGCCGGUUAUUCAUGUUGGAAUAAAUAUGGUGAGUUGUUUACAUCGCUUAUAGCAGCUGUUACAGUAAAGCUUGAAAAUAGAUUCUGAUGUACCGGCAAUACGAAACUGGAAUCUUGACGCUCUAGAAUGGCUAUAACCUGAGCUUUUGCCAUUCGUCUACGAUUGAUUCGCCAGUUUGAAUAAUUUAAAUACAAAUUAAUGACCAAACUAACUGUCUUUUUUUGCCAGUUCGUCUUAAUGGAUUAUCCGUCUGGCUGAACUAUCUAAACUCAGAUAAAUUAUCAGAAAUGACUAUCGAUAUAUAUUUUCCUUGUCCAAGUUUGUUCAGAAUCAUCAUCCAUCUCUAAUUUUAAAUCGUUUUCUAGCUGGUCAAGGCAAUUUCUCUCUUAGAAUGGAUGUGUUCAAGAGCAUAGAUUAUCGCCAGCCAUACGCAUCACAAGACUACCCAGUGUUGAAAUCUCUGUCAGAUAAUCUUUACAUUCAGUACUCUAUCAACACCAGUAACCCGAAUCUUGUUGUGCGCGCAGAAACGUGUAGAGCGACGCCCACCAACAGACCUUAUGACACUCCACAAUACGUCUUUAUUGCUGAUGGGUAAGCAGAAACAAUUGCAUUAAGUUUUGACUAUAAUUUUGAGAUACUUUAUGAAACGAUUGAUAAGGAGGUAAGGGCAAUUAACCGUAUUUGUCAUACCACUGAGUCAAAACUGCUUCUGUAAGUUGAGGAUAGGUUAUCUUUAACUUGAUUGGUGACUACCUUCUUCAACCUUCCUUUAAAUUGAUGUGUUUGAAAACUCAUCCACCCCUUACUUUUGGUACACUAGUUUAAGAAGAAAUUGAUUUAUUUGGGCCAAGGGUUCAGUAUUAAAAGUAGUCUCGUCUUGAUAUGUUUUAAUUUAAUUUUCUACUGACAACUGCUAGCAUUUGCCGUGAGAUUUUAGUAAGAAAUUGUAGAUUGCGAUCCAAAUAGUAAGUCAUGUGAUGAAAAAUCCUUAAGAUCUUCAAAUCUACGUUAUUUACCCUUUCCAAAUAAAUGUCAUUUAUUCAUUCGUUCGUUUGUUCGUUCGUUCGUUCAUUCAUUCGUUCAUUCAAGAUUUGGCUUCGUUGAGUCCUAGAGAAUGGAAAAUAAAUAUAACUUUGAUAAUUUCCACAUCUUAUUUCAGCUGCGACAAAGAUGAAACGAUUCGCCAUUACUCGUACGGAAUGAGUUCUGUCCAGCGUUUUAGUAUGCAGGCAUUCCGCUUCCUGUCAGAACAUCGCUUUGUCUACCUACACUGUGACCUGGUGGUGUGUCAUAGGUAUGACUACAACUCCACCUGUGCGCGAAGUACUUCAUGUUCCAGACGUUAUCGUCGUGAUGUUGAUCAGCAGUCACAAGAUGUGUCUGGUAUGUAUGCACUGUCGUUUGGGCCAAUAAUGGAAGGGAAGGAAUCCGAUGACAAGAGUGCUGGGGGUGAGUAUCACAGACUCAUAAUAGUAAGCAGUCCAAGAACAAGGGUAUAUACGACUUAACAAAAUAUGACGUGACCAGACUGCUAUCAAACCGCGGCCCACAUCAAUCAAGUUGCGAUUUAAUCGCAGUUCAAUCGCGUCUCAGCUAGUCCAUAAAACCAUUUCUCUGUUAAGCCUCAUACCCUAAAACGUGCCUUAAAUAUACAAGCACCCGGGAGGUUCAAUAAAGAGUUUACAUAAUUCUAGCUGCGGUCUAACUAUAGGUCCAGCUUGCAGUUUAGCUGCAACUUCACAGCAAUCACAUAUAUGGACUAUGGAGUUUGAUAGUUGCAGCUCAAGCGCGAUAUUGCGGCUUUCAACCAUCUAUCAAAGUUUCUGUGAUCACAGUAGGAAUUUUGCAUAGGUAAACUAAGUCGAUCUUCAUUUGUAAGUAAUGUUUGAGGGAACUAACUCUAUGUUUGACAAUGAGUUUGUUCCCUCAAACAUUUCUUACAAAUCAUUCAAGACUUAGCCGGAAUUUAUCCAUGCAAAAUUCCUACUGUGUUGCCAGAAACUUUGAUAGUGUUGCUGCUAAGAGUUUUCCCAUGGAAUAACGGUUAAGCAACGAGAAUGAGAGAGUUGGCGAUGAAACACGAAGCUUGAAACCUGAGGAAUAACUAACUGCGACCAAAUUGCAGCCCAACUGAAGCUAUAGCUAUUAGAAGCAAAGAUGUAUUUUCACUGUGAUUAUAUUAUGAUUUAUAAAAUAACAUGUAUAUAACGCGUAUUCUGAUUGGUCGAAAGCCGUGUUUGGAUCAGGCCAUCCAAACACGGAAGACUACCGUGUUGUUGUUAUUUUAUAAAACAAUUACUUUAUGGUUUCCGUGUUUGGAUGGACUGAUCCAAACACUUGGGAAUGUUGCUCGAGUUAAGAAAAGCGGGCAAAAUCACUCGCCUUCGGCUCGUGAUUUCGCUCGCUUUUCUUAACUCUCGCAACAUUCCCGCGUGUUUGGAUCAGGCCAUCCAAACACGGAAACCAUAAAGUAAUUGUAUAAUACUAAUUCUCCGCUAUCUUUGCCGUUUUACAGCUCAUUCGGAAGCAUCGAACGCUACGCUGAUUGGGUCUUUAAUUGGGUUUGGUUGUCUCAGUGUGGUUCUGAUUGGUGCCUUGCUCUUCAUGUUACAGCGAAGUCGUCGUCGUAGAUCUGACCAGACCAAGAAUGGUGUCGAGAACAAGGGGGCAUUAUCAAUGCAAAAUUUGGGAUACACUUGAAGUCUUGAGUUUUUAUCGUUUUAUAAUCCGUCUGAUAAGUUUAAUGCAUGACUACAUAACUGCUGAUUCGAAAAAUAAUUAAACACUGUUUAGAAAUAAUUAGUUUAAUCAUGGAUUGUAAAAUAACUGGAUUGUGUUUUAUUAUCCAUGGUUUAAUUAAAGUGGCACUAGUAGUUUAAUCUUUUUACAAGUAAAGUAGGUUUCGAAAAUGAUUAUAUUUGAUGAUGGCACUUUCAAUGUUUAAUCAAAGUGAUUAUAAAACUUGAUUCACAAAAUUGUUCUAAAUCAAAACAAAAUGUCAAAGUAUUGGUGUAAUUAGAACGUAGAAAAUAUUAUCAAACAAGUAUAUAUAGCACUUUUGGUGAAAAUAGAUUUCGUAUGUGGGUAAUAAAAAUUCCAAACGUC